AUGGUUCGUUCCGAAGAAGCUCAGCUACUCCAUGCUCUUCUUCUUUUUGGUGUCAGAUUAGCAGCAGAACCUCGUAUUCAUGCCAGAGUAAUGCCACGAUUCCCGUCAGCCGGUGCACCCAGCCUCGGUUCAGUGGGCACCAAAUCAACCUGGCUGGCCGAUAGCCUGGACUUGAAUCUAAUGGAAAACGUAUGGGGAUUUAUGAUGAGGAGAUCUAUGAAGCAAACAAGCAGCUAUGGAUGCAUAGGUGAACUGAAGAAAGCAAUAGUCAACGGUUCGGCACCAAGUUAA
Messenger RNA from Haemonchus placei, 291 nucleotides. The record is from the annotation of a GenBank genome assembly. NCBI's taxonomy places the organism in Eukaryota, Metazoa, Nematoda, Chromadorea, Rhabditida, Trichostrongylidae.